GGGAAGCUUUGAGGACGUGUUCUGAGGAAGCCAGAGGCCGGGCCGGUAGGGCCGGCGACAUGGAGCCACUGUACCAACAAACGCACAAGCAGGUCCACGAGAUCCAGUCUCACAUGGGACGCCUGGAGACGGCAGACAAGCAGUCUCUGCACUUAGUAGAAAAUGAAAUCCAAGCAAGCAUAGACCAGAUAUUCAGCCAUCUAGAACGUUUGGAGAUUUUGUCCAGCAAGGAACCCCCUAACAAAAGACAGAAUGCCAAACUUCGAGUUGACCAGUUAAAGUAUGAUGUCCAGCACCUGCAGACUGCUCUCAGAAACUUCCAGCACCGACGCUAUGCCAGGGAGCAGCAGGAGAGACAGCGAGAGGAGCUUCUGUCUCGUACCUUCACCACUAAUGACUCUGCCACCACCAUACCAAUGGACGAAUCACUGCAGUUUAACUCCUCCCUCCACAACAUUCACCACGGCAUGGAUGACCUCAUUGGAGGCGGGCACAGUAUUCUGGAGGGACUGAGGGCCCAGAGACUGACCUUGAAGGGGACUCAGAAAAAGAUCCUUGAUAUUGCCAACAUGCUGGGCUUAUCUAACACGGUGAUGCGACUCAUUGAGAAGAGGGCUUUCCAGGACAAGUACUUCAUGAUCGGCGGGAUGCUGCUCACCUGUGUAGUCAUGUUCCUCAUGGUGCAGUACCUGACUUGAGCCGGCCACACCCAGUGGCUGGACAUUGUUCCCACUGCGAGACUGUGUGAAUGUGAGUGUGUGCACGUAAGAGAGAGAAGGGCCUAGAGGCCACCUUUUGAAAUGUAUGCCUGACUUAACUGUGAAGACCACUUAGGAGUAAUUGUGAUCAAACUGCUCUUUUUUCUGAGACAUCUUGGUGAGCUAGUGCCACCAAGAUGCGUGGUAUGUAGAAAGUGAAAGAAGUUCUGAUUCUCUCACCCUCACUCUCACUGGGGGAGGGAAGGGAUGGCUUUGUCCACAUGACUGUGUGCACCUGGAGAAGGCUUCUGCAGUGAGCCUCAUGCACAGGACUGUUCACACUGUUCACACCUUGUCAUCAGCAGCCUUUGAGGCUCCUGAUGAAUAGGCUGGAGCAUGAGCAGAAAGGAGAGGGAAGAGGCCUUUUCCUGCACCUGUUGCAGUGGAUCAGUUUACACACUCUUGCUCCUGCCACCCUCCCCCAGCAACUGACAUGUAGAUGACUAACUGCUAACACUCAUCAUCCUUUCCUGGAAGCAGCAACCUAGGAGAAGCAGAGACAUUAAAGGUAUUGCUGAUAAGGGUAAGCUUUUCCACACUAUGGUUGCUGGGCGUUUGUCCUUCCUGAAGGAAGGCCAGUGUUCCUGGGAAUGUUCAGUCUGGAGACUGAAGACCCGAGUCACCAAUUUUUUUUCAAGUAUUAGAAUGGUUAGCUCUCUUAAAACUCAGAGACUGCAGCUGGGCACCUCUGCCCAGGCUUUGAUGGGCUUUUGCGUCUUAAGAAGGUGGCAAUUAGCAAAGGUUAGUUAUUUGUCAGUUACAGUCUCGUCUCUAGUUCUAACAUCUCUUAAUUCUUUGGCUCUCUUCUCUUCCUUGAAAUACAUUAGCACCUGCCUCGCCAGGGUAGGUCACCCUGGAGAUGUCUCUGAUUAUAUGUUCUUGUGAGACUUUCCAGGAACCAGAAACUUUCCCUUCUUCCCAGCCCUGGAUUAAGGCUGUAACAAUACCUGGAGUAUUGUGGAAUUCAUUAUAAAGCCAGUCUGUCUUGAAGUCUAUCUAAUGUGAUAAAUUUCUGAAAGUACCAGAAAGACCUGGUGAGUGUAGUUGUUCAUCUGUCAGAGAACAACUGUCCUACCAACCCUAGGCUUAGCCUCAUGGCGAGGCAACAUAACACUCAGAAUUCCCCGGAACUAGAAACCUGGUCAGUAUUAACUCCACCCUUGAUCAUUCUACUUACACUUUGUCUUUGUUCCUUGUAGCUUAAACUGUCUUGUGCCUCUUUUCCCUCCUACUGUGUAUGGUCUCUUCCCUCCCUUACUCACCUGUUUCAGUAGCAAUACUGGUCUCUUCAGGCAUAUGUAUUUGUAGCGUAACUCCUCCUUUGGUGAAUUUUCUUAAUUGUCACAGAUUUUUAACAUGAAUUUUCUGGGUACUAAUUUCAGAUUUCUGAUCAGAAGAGACAUCCAUUACCCCUCCCUACCCCUCUGGGCUAAACAGGGACCCUAGAUUUCCAGGAAGGAGGAAUCUGUGACCCCUUCUGAAAAGGAUUAACAGCCCUGCAGAGCAAAAACAGUGACCUGAAGCAGGGACAGUGGGGCUGCAGCAUCUUCAACCUGCCUUUGGGAGGCAUUUUGAAAUCUUCACCAUGCUCAGCACAGAGCUCUUGAGGGUCCAUAAAAUGGAUUAUUAGGCUGCAGAGACCUGUCUUGUCUCCUGGGCACCUGAGGAUUCUGCCAGACAGUACACUUUGGAGGAAGGUGUGCAAGUCGCAACUGAGCCAUUUGGACUUGAACUCUGGGAGACAGACACCUCCAACCCCCGGCCCUGUUGGCUGGUAGGGCAUCUUUUUGUAGUGAAUACCAGUUUCCUCACCUGCCUUUAUAGUGAUUCCUGGCUUUGAUAAACCUUCAUGCCUCACCUUUGCAGCAGGUUCUCCCUACUUGGGAAUAAAAGUUGUGGAGGUGGUGUGUGAGUCUUUACUGCCUGGGGCUGGGAAUGGUGUUCUGUGUCUGGUGAUUCCAGGGCACUGAGAGGGCUAUUGUCACAGAACUACCAUCCUUCCCAUUUCGUGUCCAGUGCCCUACUGGGCAAGAAGUGCGUGGCCUGAGUGCAGGAAAGGGUCCCAGUCUAGGGGACCCUAGACUCCUCCCCAGUUUAGGGGAGGAGCGCCCUCUAGUGGGGUCAGGGUGAAUUCUUAGGUGGAGCUAGCUAGAAACUCCAAAAGGUGGCCUUAGCCACCUGGUGCAGCAGUUAUGCUGCCUGCUGGGGUUUGCAGCAGGUGAGUUGCCAGGAGGAACUUUGAAUACCCUUAUUACAUGGAUGUUUAUUCCAGGUCUGGUCACUUUAAGAAAAGCCAGAUUCAAGAUCAAAUUAAUACAAUAGUCCUGGUUUUAUAGAAAAUUUCAUGCUGGGUUUUUCACUAAAGCCACUUUCCCUGUUGAAUGUAAGUGGAUUUGAUUUGCAAGUUUGAAUUUCCACUCUGUUUUUGAAACAUCAGCUGAAUAAAGUUGAGAUUUAUUUUA
Molecule: messenger RNA, 3220 nt
Organism: Marmota flaviventris (yellow-bellied marmot)
Lineage: Eukaryota; Metazoa; Chordata; Mammalia; Rodentia; Sciuridae
Gene: Gosr2
Product: golgi SNAP receptor complex member 2
Biological process (GO): vesicle fusion; intra-Golgi vesicle-mediated transport
Cellular component (GO): SNARE complex; Golgi apparatus; ER to Golgi transport vesicle membrane
Molecular function (GO): SNARE binding; SNAP receptor activity
Source: RefSeq, a predicted model, not a curated record